AUGUCAACACCGGGUCCAAUGAUAUCAGGUUUCAGAAUUCCAGGGCUUGCUGUAUUUGGUCCUCUUGAUGAAAAGGUAGCGACCUUUGGAGCGAGUGGAUCUGAUGUGGCGCCAUUGAACAAGAUUGUGGAUGUAGGUGUUGAGGUUAAGUUUAAUAUUCUGUCUGUGGUGCUUGCUCCAACAGUGAGAAUCCAUGGGGCCUCAUUUGAUAAAGAACCAUGGUAA
This is a messenger RNA of Prunus armeniaca (apricot), 225 nucleotides long. The record is from the annotation of a GenBank genome assembly. NCBI's taxonomy places the organism in Eukaryota, Viridiplantae, Streptophyta, Magnoliopsida, Rosales, Rosaceae.